Molecule: messenger RNA, 3991 nt
Organism: Perca fluviatilis (European perch)
Lineage: Eukaryota; Metazoa; Chordata; Actinopteri; Perciformes; Percidae
Gene: echs1
Product: enoyl CoA hydratase, short chain, 1, mitochondrial
Exons: 8
Coding region: 71-946 (291 amino acids)
Biological process (GO): fatty acid beta-oxidation
Cellular component (GO): mitochondrion
Molecular function (GO): enoyl-CoA hydratase activity
Source: RefSeq, a predicted model, not a curated record
CCAACAAAGAAGAAGACGCAAGCGGAAGGAUCUGCCAGCAACAUUGACAACAGCUGUGGUCGUCGCUGUCAUGGCUUUCCUCUGCAGAAGUGCUGCUUCGCUCCUGAAGUCCCCUAGAGCAGCGCCGGCUGUUCUGUCUGCGUGCCGCCUCUACAGCUCAGGUGGUCAGUAUGAGUAUAUUUUGGUGGAAAAGCGAGGUGAGAAGAGUGAUGUGGGCUUCAUCCAGUUGAACCGGCCCAAAGCUCUCAACGCUUUGUGUGAAGGGCUGAUGAGGGAGUUGAGGCAAGCCCUGGAUGUCUUUGAAGCCGACAGCGAAGUUGGAGCUAUUGUAAUCACCGGCAGCGACAGAGCCUUUGCUGCGGGAGCGGACAUUAAAGAGAUGCAGAAUAAGACUUUCCAGGAGUGUUACAGGACAGACUUCCUGGCUCACUGGAACAGAGUGGCCCAAUCAAAGAAGCCUGUAAUUGCAGCUGUCAAUGGAUUUGCUCUGGGUGGAGGCUGUGAGCUGGCGAUGAUGUGUGACAUAAUCUACGCCGGAGAGAAGGCGCAGUUCGGCCAACCAGAGAUCCUGUUGGGGACCAUUCCUGGGGCGGGUGGCACCCAGCGACUGACCCGUGCGGUGGGCAAAUCCCUGGCUAUGGAGAUGGUACUUACAGGAGACAGAAUUAAUGCGCAAGACGCCAAGCAAUCAGGUUUGGUGAGUAAAGUUUAUCCGGUUGACCAGUUGGUGUCUGAAGCUGUUAAAUGUGGUGAGAAAAUUGCUGCCAACUCCAAACUGGUCUCUGCUAUGGCUAAAGAGGCUGUUAACGCAGCUUUUGAAAUGACUUUGACUGAGGGUAAUCAUUUUGAGAAGCGCUUAUUCCACGCUACCUUUGCUACAGGUGAUCAGAAAGAAGGCAUGACAGCUUUUGUGGAGAAGAGGAAGGCCAGUUUCCAGGACAGUUAGAAAAGAGCAGACCAAGAGCUCAGCCAGGAAGUUCCUGAUAUCAGCGAGUAAUUUCCUCAUCUGCAAUAAGUUGAAUGAUGCAGAAAUCCUGAUUGUAGUGAAACAUAGAAGAUGUUUAAAGGAUUUGGGACUGUGUGAUUGCACAAGAGUGUCUUAUCACAGUGAAGCUCUACCUGCUGAGGUUUGGAGUGCAGUGGGGUCUAUACUCUGAUAACUGCCAAUGUGUCAUAGGAGGAAUCACUCUUGAUGACUUGUACUGACUUUGCUUUUUAAUUGUCACUAUCACAUUUCUCUGCAUGUUGUAGGGAACUUAUUUCUCUGUACAUUUUACAAAUAAAUAUCUAGAGUGCUCUUCAGUACUGAGAUGUGAACGGAAAUGGGAAAUUGUAUCUGCUGUAUUUAUUAACACUGUUAAAUACAUUGGGUUGUUUCUUACCACACAUUACUUAUAUUAGAGAAUACAGAAGGAUUGCAUAUAAUUAACCUUGUAACUCAUAAAUAUCCUGGUUUCAAAGACUGAUUUCUAACGGCUCUUUGAAAUAUACAAUUCAGUAAAUAGGGUCAGCUACAAAUCUGAAACUCACAUCUCUGGCUUCAGUUCACUCGGCGUUCAAGCAGUGUGUCCUUCGCCCCGCUAGAUGGCGCUCUUGUGCUCUUUUACACAAAGGCACAGAAACUGGACAGAAGAUAAAUCCAGCGGGACUGUUACUAGACAUGCACCGGGUUGUAUGCAGAUGAGCGCUUCAUUUGGUGCGUAAAGUGACAGUUAUAAGCAAGGUCAAGUUAUUAAAAUAGUGUGAAAAGAAACCAGGCAUGGGCGGUACAGAAACAAAUAAUGUUUACUCGUCACCCAGCACGAUGUUUGUAAUAACCUACGAUUUGAACAUCUUUUCAUUAGGAAGGAAGGAAAAUUUUAUUAUGAUUUCUUAACUUAAAAUAAUAAAAGGCACAGCGUAUGUUUGUACAGCAACAAAUAACCGAUGGUAUAGAUUAUAAGAUCUUAGUCUUUUGACAAAAACGUCAGUGAAGAUGAUUAUCCCUAAGAUUUAACUCAAUGAUGAUUUAGAGAAAUGUAUCUCAUACUCUCAGUAGCAAAAAAGACACUGAAAAAAUGUAGGCUACUCAUGUUUUAUUCUAGAUAGGCCUAUACAUGCCUAUAAAAUAGCCUAGAUAGGAUAUAUAGGCAUAUAUACCUAUAAAAUAGCCUUUCAGAUCUAUAUGCUAGUCUCGCACAUAACCUUUUGGCUGAAAAUAUUCGGGAACACAUAAAACGAUCAUUUUGACUUCAAAGAAAACAGCAGAACAAAUUUGGUUAGUGUGCGCUUUCUUAUGCCCCUCCAAUCAUCGCCAGGCACCUUUUUUUUUCUCUGAUCUUCACACGGCGGCGCCCCGUAUCUCCACAAGGCCAUGGCCUAAUUGAUUUUUAUUUUCAUUCAAUAUUCCCCUGGAGCUUGCUUUCUUGUCAGCCCCUGGAACAAAACUUUAAAAAGAAGGCGAAAAAAAACUCGUCUCCUCACUCCGCGGGGAAGCACAAAAGUCUGCAGAAAGGGCCCGAAAAGAAGCUCCUCUUUGAGGCUACCGAAAGGUCAAAAUAAUAAAUGUAGACUCAAUUGAGGCUCUCCACACAGACAAAGGGGGCAAAACGUUACAUUUUGGCAAGGCAGGCCCUCAUAGCGUGAUAAACUCAUUUAAAGAAGCCGAAAUAAAGAGAGAGCAGCAUGGGUCCAGAGAGGGAGAAAGGGGCUUUCAGUCCGGCAGACAGGCCUGGCUCCUGCAAGGGCCUUUUCUUAGUAGCCUCCCAUCACUCUCCAAAAAACACUCUCAUAUUCCUAAACUACACUGCCUCUGUGCAUGCCAGUCAUGCAGGUGACUUUAUCCAUGUUUUUGCUUCCUAUUCAUUUUUCUCACUGAUCGGUGUAUAGGCUACUCUUAAAAGCAUUUUAUCAUCAUGCAUAUAAGUCAAAGCAAAGGUGGUCAAAAACUUAUUUAGAGAAAAAUGAAGCAUCUACAAAUAUGUAUCAUUUUUCAAAGGGAACUACGUCGACCUAGAUUCCAAUUAAUAAUAAACUUAUAGUUCCCUAGCAAAGGGUUUGUGUAAUAUGAUUUAUUCCUGCACAAUUAGAACAAAACACAAUAUUCUAGAGUUUAGCAUUAGGCACACAGAACAUCUCAAGUCCUAGUGAAAAAAGCUAAAUACAUUGUGGUUCUGGAAUGCUGAAAUAUAAUGAGCAUAUACAGCUAAUAUUUGCAGAUUUUAAAACAUGCAAUAAAGUUCCAACAUGGUCCUUCUGUUCAAUAUUAACAGCAGCUGCCUUAAAUGGUUGUUAAUUCACUAAGUAAGCCCAAGCCUGCAAUGCUGCUGUGACUUGACUUUAAAGAAAGCCUUUUAUAUGCAGAUCUGUUGCUUUUUUUCUUGCUUUUUACAGAAUGUGCGGUCAUAGAACGGAUUCCUCAGCAUUUUUCUGCCAUCCAGCUGAGAGUUUCUCUGGCUCAGAUAUAACAGGCUGGGUGGAGUUUUCAUCUGACAAAUAUUUUCAUUAUCUCACAUUCUUGGCACUAGAGACCGCGUCGGAAUAACACAUUCCCCGGUGUCUGCUUUGAAUUAUGCCCACCCAAGGGUGUCAGAGACAACAUAGACCAAAAUAUAACCGAGUUUGCAGUUUCUUCGGACUAAUGACAUAGAACUUUACCCUAUUUUAUAGCUUCAUAUCCUAGAUAGGCUAGGCCAUGGCUUCCACAAUGUCAUUAGAUAACUUUUACAGUUGCAAAAAUGACUGCACAUUUUUGGAAAAAGUUGAACACAUGACGUAGGGCUAAAUAUUAGCCAUAUUUCAUAUUAAUUAAGACAUGUAACACUUAGGCCUAUUUAGCAUAUAUGCGCACCUGCCUUAUGCGCCUGGGUGAAUUCAGGAGUGGGACAUCAGGUUGAGUGGGACACUCAAGCUUUUGGGUACUGUAAAGGCUUAAUUUUGUAAGCCAAUCACAACAAUUGUUACUGUGUUGUAGCUGAUAUGAAAUAAAGGUUGUGAUUGGUGUGACAUCACA